Molecule: messenger RNA, 1938 nt
Organism: Annulohypoxylon truncatum
Lineage: Eukaryota; Fungi; Ascomycota; Sordariomycetes; Xylariales; Hypoxylaceae
Product: putative vanilly-alcohol oxidase
Exons: 7
Coding region: 1-1716 (571 amino acids)
Biological process (GO): lactate catabolic process
Cellular component (GO): mitochondrion
Molecular function (GO): FAD binding; D-lactate dehydrogenase (NAD+) activity; D-lactate dehydrogenase (cytochrome) activity
Source: RefSeq, a predicted model, not a curated record
AUGGCUGCCAGCUUACGACUUAAAUACUCAGAUCCCUUAUAUCAAACGGCUCAUGACGAGGCUUUUUCAAAGCCGCUUUUCGAGAAAAUCAAAACAGCCUUGCCACCAGAUGUGUCGGAGGAAGAGUUCGCCUUAGCUCUAGAGCAGCUCAUAGAAGCCCUUGGAAAAGAUGCCGUGUUUAGCGGCCAAGGUUUAAGGGACUAUGUCGACCCUUACGAGAUCCCCGAAGCUGGGCACGAAAGAAGCGUGCCGAGCGCGGCGGUUUGUCCAUCCUCGGUAUCGGAACUUCAAGCUGUGCUAAAGGUCGUAAACGAUCACAAAAUUCCAGUUUGGACAUUUUCCCGAGGAAAGAAUUUAGGCUACGGAGGACCGGCACCACGUGUUCCCGGAUGCAUCGCUCUAGACCUGCACCGGAUGAACAAGAUCUUAGAGGUAAACGAAAAAUUUAGCUACGCAGUAGUCGAGCCCGGAGUCACUUUCGGAGACCUGUACGAGUAUUGCUCGAAAAACAAACUCGGGGUCUGGCCAAGCACAGCUUCGCUCGGGUGGGGAAGCGUCAUCGGUAACACGCUUGAUAGAGGUAUGGGGUUCAUCCCGACCGGAGUACAUCACGAAAAUGUGGCCGGUAUGGAAGUCGUCCUCGCGAACGGCGACGUCGUCCGCACGGGUCAAUUUGCCAUGUCCAGUUCGCCGUCGGCGCAUUUAACAAAGCUGACUUUUGGCCCUACGAUUGACGGACUCUUCGUACAGAGCAAUCUCGGAAUAGUAACCAAAAUGGGUAUCAACCUGACGCCGCAACCACAGGCUUAUAUGGCCUGCUCUUUCGACGUUCCCGAGUUCGAGCACAUCGAAAUCGUUACUGACGUCUUCGGAAAACUCAGACGCAACGGUAUUUUACCGUACAUGGUAUACGUUUUCUACAUCGCAGAAUGGGCCACCAUGUUUGGCAAACAUUCGGAGUGGUGGAAAGGAGAGGGCCCGAUUCCCGACUGGAGACUGAAAGAGAUGCAGAAAGAUCUAGACGCCGGCAUCUGGACCGUGAAGUUCGGGCUCUACGGGCCGACGGCGCUCGUCAAGGCUCAGUUCGAGGAGGUCCAGCGGGUGGUAGCCAAGGAUGCUCCCGUCGGCCGUCUUCGCCAGGCCUUAUUCACUAGCGAAGACGGCGGGCUUCUUGAGGCGACAGCCGUCGAUCCGCUCUACGGCGGAAUCAGGGUGGGAAUCCCCAGCAUGUGGAAUAUACCGAUGGUGAACUAUUAUAACCUUCGCGACGACUCAGUCGGGGCUCACGGGGCAUACUCUCCCAUCUUACCCCUAGAUGGCAAGACCGUGCUGGAAUGGGCUAGGACGGCCAAGGCAAUCUGCGCCGAGCAAGGCUUUGAUUUUCUGUGCGAUUUUUUCAUGCACGAGAAGUACGCUAUAUUUGUCACUAUGCUCUGCUUUGACAAGACCAGCGAAGAGCAACGGAUCGGCGUGGAUAAAGUCUUCAAUAACCUUUUCGAACAAGGCAGCAAGCGAGGUUUUGCGAAGUAUCGAGCACAUAUUAACCACAUGGAUUUGAACGCCGACUUAUUCGAUUUCAACAAUCACGCCUACCGCCGUUUUGUGGAGACAUUGAAGGAAUCUUUGGAUCCUAACGGCAUUCUGUCACCCGGGAAGCAGGGAAUCUGGCCGCAAAGGUUGAUGAGGUUUAAGCAUUCGAACAAAACUAACGUCUAGAUGUUAGACUUGGAGUUUAGGUACGAGAGAAAAUUAGCGAGAUAUGAAGAUAGAUAGUUUCAGAUAUUUCCGUAACGUCAAUCCUUGAUUUCUUUUCUUUCUCGCUUUUAGUAUCGUAAGGUGCGUGAAAAUGGUUGUAUUGAAGUAUUGAAGUUCGGACCAGGGCUGAUAUACAUACUACUUAAGCAUAUAAUGUUCACUUAUCCAGUAUAUACCCCAAAA